CAACGAACGGCGACGGCAAGACAGCAAAAUUUUGUAAAUGAAAUUGAAAUCCAGCUGCAACGCUGCAACAUCAGUAUAGUUUGUGAAUCUGAAUCACUCGGUUUCUUAUCGCCUUUCAUUCCUUUCAUUUUGUGUUUAGCUGUAAAGCAGAAGUGAUUCAUUUAAUUUUUCUCCGCUGAUAACGCAGGCAAAACUAUGGUAGUGUCGGAGGAGGAAAUCAGUCAGAGAAAACUUUUGAAGCAUCGUGGCCGGAACGUCGCAUACCAUUUUCAGCUUCCGGCUUACGUGCAAAUAAUACGCCGUCUGAAUGCAGCUCCUCUGCUGGACCUGAACAUGGUAACGCUUCUGGAAGUUUUGUUGGAUCGGUUGCAAAAACUAGCAGAUUUCAACAGCUAUCGGCCACCGGAUAUUUCUGAGGUUGACCUUCGUCAGCAGAAAGUGGCCUUUACGUUUGGCUGUGGUUUUUGCAAUGAAAAAGGUUUCAACGCCCGUCAAUCUCUUGAACACGUUAUGAAUGUUGAACACAACCAAUUGAACCACAGACAGAUGAAGAAGCUUCAACGCUUCAAGAAGACCUCAACGGACAACUAUCAGGAAUUCCUUUUCAGAAGGCAUGAAAUGAUGGGGAAGAAUAACUUGCAACCGCAUCUGCUGGAUGGGUUGUUCGAUUUCUAUGUGAUGACGAAGAAUUUCCUUAAAAUGACCACUCGCUACUUGUCGUCGUUGAGCAAGCUGGAAUGGGCUCCAUCGAUAAUUGUCGCGCAAGGGGUUCUCGAUCUUUUGAACAUGAUCGAUUUGUUGCUAACCAAAUCAAAGUGCAUUGAAUCUGUUCCGCGAUUCACGACGAUACUGCAGCAACUGCUGCCAGGCGAACUACGGUUCGUCGGAAAUGGAAAAAUAUUCGACCACAUUCAAUCAGCAAUUGAUCACGUAGCGCUGGGAUCAGGAUUGAAAAUGGCUCCCCCUGCGCAAGGAUUUCAAAACGUGUUUACCUUACCCCCAAUUGGCAACGGUUCCUUCUAUCAGCUACCGCCAAAUAUGCUAGUAGGACCUCCAAUUGUGGCCGGGCCAGGCAUUCCUGCCUUCACAACCAACCCUCCGGUUCGAAUGUUGCCACCACCACCGAUUCAUUUGCCACCGCCCCCAAUGAUGAGCGCUUCCAUGAUGCGACUGGGCAUCGACAUGCAAAUGAUCAGCAUCGGUACCCAACAACAGCAACGGCAACAAUUCGUACACCAACAGCAGCUGUUAUUCAAUCCGUCCGUGAUGAGAAUGACCAAUCAACAGCAGCAAAUGGCUUUCCAGCAACCCCCACCGCAAAUCCCUCCACCUAUGAGUCCCACUGGGACGAAUACGAUUGCACCAAUCGCACCAAUCGACAAACGCUUGCCACCGAUACAUCAAACGGGCUCCGUCGAUUGUCCUACAUUGAGCUCCGAAUUGUUACAGUUCCUCACAAACCCCAACGUGGACAGUCUGAUCGAAAACGGAAAUAACUUGAUCUUUUUUGCCAAGUCCAGCGUCAUACCGUGCGAGAUAAAAAGUGCCUUGAAAGCGAUCGCACCAGAUGUUCGGGUGGAGUGUUUCGGAGCCAAAGUGUCUGGAGUUGGGUAUGAGGAGGACAGUGUCAAUCUGUAUAUCGAUGAUGCGAAAUAUCCAAAAACGGCAGAAUCCGUGAAAGAAAUUCUUGAUGCGUUGAAAGCCUUUUUCAUCGACAACAAUGAUGAAUGGGUGAUUCAGAACAUUCAAGAGGCGGACGUUCAAACGCAUCUGACGGUAAAGAACACAUGCGAAAACAUAAGCUGCCGUGUAACAUUCGCCGGUGAAAUCAACUGCCACAACAGCACGCUGAUCCAUUACUACGUCAAAUCAUUCCCCAUGUACCAAAAACUAUGUUACUUCGUUCAGGAGUUCAUCAAACUGGGCGGUCUGGAUCUCAAUCGCUACAUAAUAAUCGUUCUGGUUCUGUUCUACCUACAGAAACGGGAUUACCUACCUACGAUUGCUCAAUUGCAAUCCAAAGUUUCUGAUAAAAAAAUAAUCGGAAACUGGCUCGUCAACUUUAUUCCUCGUAAGCCCGAAGAAAUGAAGUUGAAACCGUGCGAAACCGAUCUCCGCAAAAGUGCUUCCGAUUUUUUCCUAUUCUAUGGCAAACAGUUCUCCUUUCAGGAAUCGGUUGUUUGUCCGCAGAUCGGUCUUGCCCUUAAUCGAACGGACUUCCUCGUCGAAAAUAUGUGGAAGAUGCCGCUUAAACAGUACAAAGUUUACGUCGAAGAGUGCAUGGCCAAAGAUGUAGCAGCGGGCAACAGUUUCGAUCAGUUUGCUGUGACCUCGAUGUGCGUGCAGGAUCCGUUGGCGCUGACGACAAACAUUGCCUCGCAGGUCACAUCGGAAGACACCGGCAAGUUCACCCAGUUAUGCCACACGGCGUACAAUUUUUACUUGAAUAAUUAGGUAAAAGUAUUCAUUGUGAUUUGUUGCCCUUUUAAUGUUUGAUAUUUUAUUCGAUUUCGUAACGUUGCAUUUCAUUUUACAAAUGGCGAUCAACUGAAUUAAAUUCUGCAUCGCGAAUGACUGAAUAUGUUAAAAUAAUUAACGUUUACAUAGAAUAUAUCGAUAAUAAACGUUACCAAAAAGUUUCAAUAA
This is a messenger RNA of Armigeres subalbatus, 2646 nucleotides long. RefSeq lists its product as uncharacterized. Gene Ontology annotation, molecular function: RNA uridylyltransferase activity. The transcript is spliced from 6 exons. The coding region runs from base 196 to 2454 and encodes 752 amino acids. Lineage: Eukaryota; Metazoa; Arthropoda; Insecta; Diptera; Culicidae. The record is from RefSeq and is a predicted model, not a curated record.